Messenger RNA from Stegastes partitus (bicolor damselfish), 2737 nucleotides. Its product is annotated as zinc transporter 5. Gene Ontology annotation, biological process: intracellular zinc ion homeostasis; zinc ion import into Golgi lumen. Gene Ontology annotation, molecular function: zinc ion transmembrane transporter activity. The record is from RefSeq and is a predicted model, not a curated record. The transcript is spliced from 16 exons. The coding region runs from base 274 to 2622 and encodes 782 amino acids. Gene Ontology annotation, cellular component: Golgi apparatus; membrane; cytoplasmic vesicle. NCBI's taxonomy places the organism in Eukaryota, Metazoa, Chordata, Actinopteri, Pomacentridae.
CGGACACAGAGGACCAACGAAGCCGGAAACUUUGGAUUAAAUCCCAUCUGGCAUGCUGUUUAGCUAGCCGGCUAACAGGCUAAGAAGGCUGGCAGCUGACUGCAGCUUUCUGAUUGUGUCCAGAUUAGUUUGAAAACCACCACAGGAGGAUGAAUAAGAGACAGAAUCAGCUUGUUUAUAUCCUCCAGCGGUUUGUUGUCACUGUUCUGGCAACAGUGAUGUAAAGGAUUUUGGGAGCAUAAAUACUGUAGCUGAAGUUUUUGGGGCUUGAAAAUGGAGGAUAAAUACAGCAGCAACGUCCUGUCAGGGGGGAAGCUGGGCAUGGUGGAAGUACCUGAUUCCAGAUUAACCAGGUACAUCGUUUUACUGAUCAUCUCAAAGGUCCUCAAAGCUCUCGGGAUCUUUGAGUCGUACGACAUCCUCAAAGUUGUUCACGUAGUUCAGUUUAUCUUCGUAUUGAAAUUAGGGAGUGCUGUUAUUCUCCUUUUCUUUCAAAAGCCUUUUUCAUCUGGAAAAGUCAUCUCAAAAAGACAGUGGAUAAAGUUACUAAAGCACGCUGUUUUCAGCUGUGUCAUAUCCCUCCUGGGCUUCUUUGGUCUGACUCUCUGUGGACCUCUAAGGACGUUAUUGCUUUUUGAGCACAGCGAUGUGGUGGUCAUCGCUCUCCUCGGCGUCCUGUUCACAAACUCAGGAGGCGGACCAUCCAAGACCAGAGGUGCUGCUUUCUUCAUCAUCGCCGUGAUCUGCCUCCUCCUCUUCGACAACGACGAUCUGAUGGCGAAGAUGGCCGAGCACCCUGAGGGACACCAUGACAGCGCGCUCACUCAUUUCCUCUACACUGCCAUUGCGUUUUUAGGGGUUGCAGAUCAUAAAGGUGGUGUGGUGCUGCUGGUGGCCUCCUUGUGUCUGAAAGUCGGCUUCCACACAGCGUCCAGAAAGUUAUCAGUGGAAAUUGGUGGUGCCAAGCGGCUCUACGCCCUCGACAACCUGGUUUCUGCGGUGGUGCUGCUGCCCUGGGUCAUAGUGCUGUCAGCGACCACGGAGAGCAAAGUGGAGUCGUGGUCGUCCCUCGUCCUGCCCUUCGGGAUGAUCAUCUUCUCCGUCAUGAUCCUGGAGUUUUACGUCGAGGCCAUCUGCUGCGCCAAGAUGGAGACGCCGCGGUGCGCCCGUUAUGGCGCCAUCGCCCUCUUCCUCAGCGCCCUGCUGCUGGCCAACUUCUGGACUCACCCGCUGACCGACCAGCUCCGCUCCAUGAGCAAACCGCCCCAGCAGGUCAGCACUGAGCACGUGCUGUCUGGUGGGGUGCUGGUCAGCGCCAUCUUCUUCAUCAUGUCCUCCAGUAUUCUCUCGUCUCCAUCGAAGAAAGGUCAGAAGGGCACCUUGGUGGGUUACUCCCCUGAAGGGACGCCGCUGUACAACUUCAUGGGCGACGCCCUGCAGCACACGUCACAGUCCCUCCCGCGGUUCAUCAAAGAUUCCCUGAAGCAGAUCCUGGAGGAGUACGACUCCAGACAGAUCUUCUACUUCCUUUGUCUCAACCUGGCUUUCACCUUUGUGGAGCUGUUUUACGGCGUUUGGACCAACAGUCUCGGAUUAAUCUCUGAUGGCUUCCACAUGCUGUUCGACUGCUCUGCUUUGGUCCUGGGCCUGUUCGCUGCCCUCAUGACCCGCUGGAAAGCCACUAGGAUCUUCUCCUACGGGUACGGUCGAGUUGAAAUACUGUCUGGAUUCAUCAACGGCCUGUUUCUGAUGGUCAUCGCUUUCUUCGUCUUUAUGGAGUCGGUCACGCGUUUGUUGGAUCCUCCGAACAUCAACACAGACAUGCUGACGCCGGUGUCAGUCGGAGGUUUGCUGGUCAACCUGGUGGGAAUCUGCGCCUUCAGUCACGCUCACUCACACGGCAGCAAAAGCUGCUCGUCACAUGACCACGGUCACUCGCAUCACGGCCACUCCCACAGCGAGCACGGCCACGGAGGCCACGGGCACUCUCACGGAGGACAUGGACAUGGUGGACAUGGACACGGCAGCCACGGACACGGCGGACACGGACACUCCCACGGCUCAGGAAGCGGCGGCAUGAACGCCAACAUGAGAGGUGUCUUCCUCCACGUCCUCGCCGACACUCUGGGCAGCGUCGGCGUCAUCAUCUCCACCAUCCUCAUCCGGCAGUUCGGGUGGCUGAUCGCCGACCCCAUCUGCUCGCUCUUCAUCGCCACGCUCAUCUUCCUCAGCGUCAUCCCUCUGCUGAAGGACGCCUGCGAGGUUCUUCUCCUGCGAACUCCACCGGAAAACGAGAAGGACCUGAACAGUGCGCUAGAAAAGAUCGAGAAGAUCGAAGGAGUUCUGUCGUACAGAGACCCUCACUUCUGGAGGCAUUCGGCCAACGUGAUCGCUGGGACCAUCCACCUGCAGAUCAUGUCGGAUGUGGUGGAGCAGAGGAUCAUACAGCAGGUGACGGCCAUCUUGAAAGACGCGGGGGUGAAUAAUCUGUCGGUCCAGGUGGAGAAGGAGGCGUACUUCCAGCACAUGUCUGGACUCAGCACCGGAUUUCAAGAAGUCCUGGCGAUGACGCAGCAGAUGGAGUCCAUGAAGUAUCUGAACGACGGGACGCGUAUCAUGUAAAGCUUUUAUCAGUGGGACCAAAUGAAACUUUAAGGAUUCAAAGCCUGAGUCUCUUUUUCAUUGAAAUGUACAGUGUAUGUAUGUGGUUUAAAUAAAUCUGAAUAUAUUGCUUUUA